Molecule: messenger RNA, 911 nt
Organism: Drosophila guanche
Lineage: Eukaryota; Metazoa; Arthropoda; Insecta; Diptera; Drosophilidae
Product: seminase
Exons: 2
Coding region: 19-834 (271 amino acids)
Biological process (GO): proteolysis
Molecular function (GO): serine-type endopeptidase activity
Source: RefSeq, a predicted model, not a curated record
UUCCCUUUCAGCUGUGCAAUGCAACGCUUCCUCUUGCUGCUGGCUGCUCUGGUUGUUGUUGUCCAGGCGCAGGAUAACAAAACCAUCGAUGGGGAUGUGCUGAAUAAGCUGAUCUUUCCCGCACUCGCGCGGCACUCGCGCGUCAUUGGUGGCGAGUAUACGACCAUCGAGAAGCUCGGUGGCUAUCUGGUGGCCCUGCGUUACCGCAACGACUUCAUUUGCGGUGGCAGUCUGCUCGCCAGUCGCAUAGUCCUCACCGCUGCCCACUGCUUUCUGGGACGUGAAGUUGUGCAGAGGUGGGAGGUGCAGGCGGGCAUCACGGCACUCUCGGAGCACGGCCAGCGCGUCUUGAUGGAUGAGUUCAUUACGCCCAGCAGUUUCCGUGAGUCGGACAUGAACAUGGAUGUGUCCCUGGCGCGCCUGUCCCGCCCCAUUUGGGGCAAGAAUAUACAAACGUUGAAGCUCUGCUCGACAAAGCUCUCGAUGGGCCUAAUGCUAACCGUCUCGGGUUGGGGUCUAGUCAAUCCCAAGGACACGUCACAUCAGACUUUGCUGCGAAAGGUCGAUGUGCCGGUGGUAAGCAGAAAGCGUUGCCUGGAAACCUACAGUUCAACAGUUAAUCUAACAAACAGCAUGUUUUGUGCGGGUGCUUUGGGCAAAAAGGAUGCCUGCACCUUCGAUUCGGGCGGUCCUUUGGUCUACAAGAAGCAAGUCUGCGGCAUUGUCUCAUUUGGCAUUAGCUGCGCCAGUCCCAAGUAUCCCGGUGUCUACACAGAUGUGGGCUUUGUGCGUCCCUUUAUUGAGAAGACAAUGAAAGCGCUGAUGAAGAAGUAGACUUGAUCAAGCAUAAACCAAUACAUAUACCGCAGGCAUCUGCAUCUUUUGCCGUUAAUUAAGACGGUGACACGCUC